Impatiens glandulifera is the source of this 1789-nucleotide messenger RNA. RefSeq names its product adenine DNA glycosylase. The transcript has 6 exons. Gene Ontology annotation, molecular function: purine-specific mismatch base pair DNA N-glycosylase activity; oxidized purine DNA binding; adenine/guanine mispair binding. Lineage: Eukaryota; Viridiplantae; Streptophyta; Magnoliopsida; Ericales; Balsaminaceae. Gene Ontology annotation, cellular component: nucleus. Bases 149 to 1612 code for a protein of 487 amino acids. Gene Ontology annotation, biological process: mismatch repair; base-excision repair. The record is from RefSeq and is a predicted model, not a curated record.
UACUUGUGGCUGCGGGCGCUUUCGUUCGAGGCCGUCUUAAAUUUUUAAACCCAUCCCUAGGCGGGAAAGGUUUGAUUUUUUUGCAUCAUUUAAUCGCUGCUCAUCUUUUCCGGUACCCACCAAGCAUUUGUCGUCAAGGCUCAUAUUAAUGGACAUUGCCCCUCGUCGGAGUACUAGAAAGAGGACGACAGUAUCGUCCCGUACCACACUCGCCCUUGCCCCCGUCGAGAAGAAGAAGAAGCCCCGAUGUUUGACUCGCGUGAAACCAAAUAGAAAUGAAAGGGGAGAGGAGAAGGAGAAGGGGGAAGAAGAAGAAGUCGACAUAGAAGAUUUCUAUUUCAAGAGUACCAAGAGACUGGAAAUCAGGGUUUUACUUUUGGAAUGGUAUGAUAACUACAAGAGGGACCUUCCGUGGAGAAGAAUCAGCAAUGGUUAUGAUAGUGGCGAUAAGGAUGAUGGGUAUGACAGUGAGAGGAAGGCUUACGCGGUUUGGGUUUCAGAAGUGAUGCUUCAACAGACAAGAGUUCAGACUGUAAUAGACUAUUUCAAUCGUUGGAUGCUGAAGUGGCCCACAAUUCAUCAUCUUGCUCGCGCAUCAAUUGAGGAGGUGAAUGAGCUGUGGGCAGGUUUGGGAUAUUACAGGCGGGCACGCUAUUUGCUGGAGGGAGCAAGAAUGAUUGUUGAGAAGGGAGGUGUCUUCCCCAAGACAGUUUCAACUCUUCUCAAGGUCCCUGGAAUAGGUGAUUACACUGCUGGUGCAAUUGCGUCUAUAGCUUUUAAGGAGGUGGUUCCAGUAGUAGAUGGAAACGUUGUAAGAGUGAUUUGUAGACUGAAGGCUAUUUCUUCAAAUCCUAAGGAUUCUGCUAUAGUUAAGCAUUUAUGGAAAAUGGCUGGACAAUUAGUUGACCCAUCUAGGCCUGGAGAUCUGAAUCAAGCACUUAUGGAACUUGGUGCAACAGUAUGCACUCCACUGAAUCCAAGCUGCUCUGUUUGUCCUGUAUCAGCACACUGUAAUGCCCUAUCCAUCUCCAAGAAAAAUGAAUCUAAAAAGGUCACAGAUUAUCCGAUAAAAGUUGCAAAAACCAAGCAAAGGCAUGAAUUCUCUGCUGUCAGCGUGCUAGAGAUAUUAUUGGAAGACCAAGAUGAUUCAGAUGGGCAGUUUUUAAUUGUGAAAAGACCAGAUGAAGGGUUGCUGGCAGGGCUUUGGGAGUUCCCAUCUGUACUGUUGGGUGGUGAAGCGAAGUUGGUGGAGCGGAGAGUGGCAACAGAUGUGUUUCUGAAGAAGAGUUUUGAUAUAGAUGUGAAUAAAAGAUGUGAGGUGGUUUUGAGGGAAGAUGUUGGCGAAUAUGUCCAUGUCUUUAGUCAUAUUCGUCUAAAGAUGUACGUGGAGUUGUUGGUAUUGAAAUUGCAAGGUGAGAAGAAACCGUUAUUUGGUGAUGAAAAGAUUAUAUGGAAAUAUGUGGAUAAAAAGAGGCUUUCAUGUAUGGGAUUAACAUCUGGUGUUAGAAAGGUUUACUCAAUGGUGGAGAAAUAUAAGCAAGCUAGAUCCAAAAACAUUACAUCCGAGAAAAAUACAGAAUUAAAACCUGUAAAAUUCUCAAAGCAAGCUUAGGUUUGGGAGUGGUAAGCCUAUUUUAGUUGAGAAUUUUGGACCAGACCAAAUGCAAUGAUGUCUGGUUGCAAUUGAGAGAAUAACUCCUUAUCCUUUUUGUUUACUUUGACUCAUUUGGCUCCUUUUUCUAGUAAUAUAUGUUAAGUUAUUUAUUUUCAUUCCUUUUAUAGGGUUAAA